Messenger RNA from Kickxella alabastrina, 1459 nucleotides. RefSeq lists its product as uncharacterized. The transcript has a single exon. Lineage: Eukaryota; Fungi; Kickxellomycota; Kickxellomycetes; Kickxellales; Kickxellaceae. The record is from RefSeq and is a predicted model, not a curated record. Bases 443 to 1369 code for a protein of 308 amino acids.
GGAGGCUGUUGCUGCUCCUGAGGCCGCCGUCAAGGAGGCUGUUACGGAUGUUGUCUCUGAGUCUACUGUAGAUGUGCCACAUGCCCGUUCUUUGUCUCUUCCUGCUGAUAAUAAGGCUGAUGAACCAGCCGUUGAUUUUAUUGGUGAUUACAAGCCCGCCGCCGAUUCUGUACCGCAUGGGAGCAACUCGGCUGAGUUGGCUGCAGGUGUUUCUCUUGCACUUGCAACUGUUGGCGCUUCAUUGGCUUCACGUUUACUUUUUUCUGACACUUUUUUCACCGGCGCUGACUCAACUGACCAGUCUGUCGAUGUAGCGCGCAGCUUGACGGUUGAGCAAGUAUCAGAGCCGGCUGUCGAGCUUUUUGAGAGUUCCACUCCAGCUGCUGUGCCCGCCGAUGGGUUUGCAUCUGGAAGCACUAUCCCAGCAACUGCACACUCUGUUAUGCCAGCUUCAGUGGUUUCUGUGUCUAGCGAUAUUAUAAGCCUUUCAGGUCUGGAGACUGCAGAUGCGCAUACCGCCCCUGUAGUUGUUGGUACCAUUGAGGCCGUUGAGCCUGAGACAGCCAGUCGCGCUUUAGCUACCCCCGAGGUCGCCGAGCAGGCUCACAUUGAGCCUGUAAUCAUGACCAAACCGGUUUCUGAAUCUGGAAUCACUUUACCCGAGUCGGUUGACAGCUCGCAAGCCGCACAUGAGGCUGCCAGCUGGAACUCGCCGCGGUCGCAGAUAUCAUACAAUCGCGCCGACUCCCAGCUUUCCCACUCUGGUGACCAGACCACUUCUGCGCCAGCAAAGAAUGCAGCUGAUAACGUUAUUUCUAAUCGUGACAGCGCCAUUUUUAUGGACAAGCCCUUUGCUGAUGCGACAACAACGGAUAUUUCUUCCACGCAAGACAGCAAUGAGCCUGUAAAGGUCGAGCAAACAUUUUUGCAAGACCAAGCUGUUGCUGAAGCCAAUUGUUUGACUGGCGUUGAGGUGAAGGAGGAGGCGCAGACGCCCUACUCUACAUUCUCUACGCCGGCGUUCCCUGAGUACUUUAGACAUCCUGAAGUGCACCAGCAUGGGAACGAGGUUGUUUCCAGGCGCGAAAUCCCCCGUGCUAGUGACGGUGGUGCUCGCAAGCCUGUUUUUGGCAGACCCAAGGACGUGCUGAUGGAGCUGAACAUUGAAACUCCAUACGACGGGCGCCAGCUUUUGCAACUGCGCGCAGCUGACAACCUGGAUGACUUAUGUGAGGAGUUUUGCGAACACUACAACAUGCUGGAACUCCUUCCUGGAAUGAGGACACUGGUUAGAGGCAAGGUUGAGCGCCGCCUGGCUAGACGCCGUGAGCGUGCCCUGCAGGCCGCCGCUGCCUCUCAGGGCAAAUAAUCUAUACAUUUUUAUCAUUUAAAGCAUAUAUUUAUGCGUUUGUUUUAUCUUUUUUAUCCCUUUUUCAACAAUAAACAUUCGAAAAUUCAA